AAAUUCCCCAUCAAAAGUGUCUUAUAAAUACUUGCUCCAACUUCAUUCAUUUUCAUAUAACAUAAGCAAUCUCAAAUACCACAACCCACGUCUUCUUCUCCUUCAAUCUUCAAUCUUUGUUUGAGUCAUAACAAUGGCUGAUGAAUUGAUUCUCUUGGAGUUCUGGCCCAGCCCUUUUGCACAGAGGGUGAAAAUUGCCUUGGCUGAGAAAGGCAUAGACUAUGAGUCCAAAGAAGAGAACUUGUUGAUCAAUGGGAAGAGUCCUCUGCUCCUAAACAUGAACCCUAUUAAUAAGCAAAUUCCAGUUUUGAUCCAUAAUGGGAAACCGAUAUGCGAGUCCCUCGUCAUAGUUCAAUACAUUGAUGAGCUCUGGAAUGAUAAAUCUCCUUUCUUGCCUUGCGAUCCUUACAAGCGCGCCCAAGCAAGGUUCUGGGCUGACUACAUUGACAAGAAGAUAUUUAGCAAUGGAAGGAAGUUAGGUAUGAGCAAGGGUGAAACCCAAGAAGAAGCAAAGAAGGAACUCUUAGAGUGCUACAAACUAUUGGAAGCAGAGCUAGGAGAGAAGACUUAUUUUGGGGGAGAGACCUUUGGUUUUGUGGACAUUGCUCUCAUACCCUUUUACGCUACGUUUUACAUCUACAAGAAACUUGGCAACCUUAACAUUGAGGAAGAGUGCCCUCAAAUUGUGGCAUGGGGUAAGAGGUGCAUGGAGAGGGAGACUGUGUCCAAGACUCUUCCAGACCCGUACAAGCUCUAUGACUUCUUCCUGGAGCUCGCAAAGAUGCUUGGUGGUCUGUAAAAUUCCAGAAGAUCAAGAACUGCUUUAUGAAGACAUAAUAAGAGAGAGAUAUAAAACUUAUCUCAUACAGUUAAUUAAUUACCAUUUGUAUUUCUCUCUCUCACUUCUAUUCUCUCUCUCUUUUUUGGACUUUAGCUUUGUUGAGAUUUGUGUUGUUUUUGUUACAUUGACAAUA
Molecule: messenger RNA, 974 nt
Organism: Cornus florida
Lineage: Eukaryota; Viridiplantae; Streptophyta; Magnoliopsida; Cornales; Cornaceae
Product: probable glutathione S-transferase parA
Exons: 2
Coding region: 134-799 (221 amino acids)
Biological process (GO): glutathione metabolic process
Cellular component (GO): cytoplasm
Molecular function (GO): glutathione transferase activity
Source: RefSeq, a predicted model, not a curated record